AUGGAGAAGGUAAUAACACCGGUUUAUGUUUUCCAACUACCUCCGAAGGUUGUUUGGGGACUUGGCGACAUAUUAGAUGGAGGAAAUCUGUGGGAAGAGAUUGGUAUGUAGACUUUUGUUGAUUCUUCUUUGAAUUUAGAGUCAUCUCUUAUUUGUUGAACAAUGUUUUCUCUUGGAUUCUAUAUUUUUUUCCUCUUCCUGCCUUUAAUUAUAUUUUUCAGCUAAGGCCAUGCCUGAUAUCAAAGCCAUCGACAUUGAAGCCUGCAGACGGACGGAAAAGCCAACCGAGAGUCUGCUGCGAGUUUGGGGAAGCAAAGGAUAUAAAGUUUUGGACUUGUUUAAAGUUUUCGGCCGUUGUCAAUUCGUCCGGUGUUUAGAUCUCUUAAAGCCUUAUGGUAAGUAAUAUUUAUUACGUUCUUAUGUUCUUAGUUGAUCCCAAGUUCCACAACAUUACGAUGUCCACGGAGAAAUCGGUGUUAUCUCCUCGGUCUACACAACCAAGUGAACCAGUGAAUAGGUUGGAUAAUACCCAGCCAUCUACGGUGUAUUCGAAAAGAGCUCCUAGUCAGAUAGAGCCCUUAUUGCUUAGUGAAGGGUAAGGAAGCGAUUUUAUAUCUAUCUAGUUGAUUUUUCAGCUUGAAUUGUUGAUUUAGUGUGUUACACUUGAGUGCUUUCAGUGAUUCUGUUCAAAGUUCCAAUGAAAUCUUUAGUGGUCUCCAUACAAUUCCAGCAAUUAAAUACGAGGACAUUCAAGACAUGACGGGCAAUUUUGCGGUGGAAAAUGUCUGCGGAAAGGGUGGUUACGGAGUUGUAUACCGAGGAAUGUGGAAGCAUAUGCCGGUGGCUGUAAAGAGGAUUCAAGCGAGGAAAGGAGGGCAAUUAGAGGUUGGUUUAUUUGCUUUCUGUUCGCUUAGUUUGAUUUUUAGCACCAAAAAGAGAGGAUAAGACAGAGUUUGCAAGAACUACGGCAUCUCUCCAAACUUCGGCAUGAUAACAUCUUAUCCCUGUAUGGCUAUUCAAUGGACGGUCCUGAGCCUUGUCUGUUGUAUCAGUUUAUGCCCGGAGGGUCUUUGGAGGAUAGGCUUUUGUGCCGGGUACGCUUAAAAUGGCUCUUCCGUUGUAUUGUAUUACAAUUUUUGGCAUAACUGAUGAAAAACUUUUUCAGAACAACACUCCACCUUUAUCCUGGGAGACAAAGAUGUCGAUAUCGGUCGGAGCCGCGUUGGGACUCCAUUUUCUUCAUACGAUUGGAACGGCCCCGAUCAUUCAUGGAGACGUGAAAUGCGCGAAUAUUUUGUUGGACAAACAUUUGGAACCAAAAUUGGGAGACUUUGGAUUAAGCAGAGAUGGCCAGGUGGAGCUGGAUGCUGAUGAUAAAUCACCAAUGAUUGCGUCACACAUCAAGGGAACCUUGGCUUAUCUGCCGCCGGAGUUUACGAGGAGGUUAGAGAGGUUUUUAUGUUAGUGAUGACUUAUUGAAUUAGUAAUUUUUGUGAUGUAUGAAAAUAUGGUUGCACAUAUAAGAGUAUUUACAGCAAGAUCCUGACCACCAAGUUGGAUGUCUACAGUUUCGGAGUUGUUCUUUUAGAAGUCGCGACAGGUAAUACAUAAUCUUUUCUUUUUGUAAUCAAUUUUUUGUUAGGUAAUGCUGAAUAUUCAUGUCGAAAUUUUAGGCCAACGCGCCUAUUCGGACAACCGAGAACCUCAUGGAUUAGUCAGUUUUGUCGCCAAACGAUGUCAUGAAUUAAGAAGGCGGUCAAACUUUGAAGAGGAGUUGAUAAAAGAACUUGCAGAUAGAAGAGUAGCUGUCACGAGAGAAUGUAAGAUUUUUUUGUUGUGUUUGGACAAUAAUUUUGUUCGAUUUAGCCCCUCAAGAAGCAGUAUUCCGAAAGCUUUUGCAUUGGGGAUCCUUGGCGUCCGUGGAAGAUCGAUUAAAACGACCGGCCUUCUCUGAAAUUGUUGUUGCGUUACAGGAGUGA
Molecule: messenger RNA, 1979 nt
Organism: Bursaphelenchus xylophilus (pine wood nematode)
Lineage: Eukaryota; Metazoa; Nematoda; Chromadorea; Rhabditida; Aphelenchoididae
Source: the annotation of a GenBank genome assembly